Molecule: messenger RNA, 2272 nt
Organism: Exophiala oligosperma
Lineage: Eukaryota; Fungi; Ascomycota; Eurotiomycetes; Chaetothyriales; Herpotrichiellaceae
Exons: 2
Coding region: 285-2048 (587 amino acids)
Biological process (GO): transmembrane transport
Cellular component (GO): membrane
Molecular function (GO): myo-inositol:proton symporter activity
Source: RefSeq, a predicted model, not a curated record
GAGACUUUCACCGCGGUGCCCAUUCUCGAUGCAACUUGUUGAUCUGAUUGACCGGGUACACAUCCGCCCUGACGACUGAGGGUUGGCGACACACAUCGCACCUCGAGGCUUCAACCCACCUCCUCUCCGGAGACAUGGGAUAUCCACUGGAGAAAUACUCCAGAGGAGUUGUUUUGUGCUCAAAGUAUAAAGACGGGACUUCCUCUCCAUACUUGACACCCUCUCGAUGAACUCUAUACGAUCAGUCCUCGUGUGAGAGUACUACUGCCUGUUAUAAUCCCACCAUGGCCAACCCUGAAAAGCCUGGAGUCGACAACUCCACCACCCUCGCACACCUCGAACAUGACAAGAUCGACAACGAUACCUCGAAGCCUGUGACCGCCCGACAAAUGUCCAUGGCGUCCCGAAGGCUCAGCGAGGCGCAGGCCAUGAAACUCGCCGACGAAACCGCCAUAGUCGACGACGAGAUUGCUGAGUUCGAGGCUGCAUUGGCCGAGAACCCCAUCAAGAGCUCGUUCCUCAACCCUCAGAUAUCCUUCAACGACCCCCGUCACUUCACCUGGCUCCUCGUCGGCUUCGCCUCCAUGGGUGGUAUGCUCUCGGGUCUGGACCAGAGUGUCAUCUCCGGCGCGCUGCUCUACAUGCCCGACGAUCUACACCUCAGCACCUCACAAGUCAGCUUGACCAGCUCGGCGGUGCCACUGGGCGCCAUCGGCGGUGCUCUCAUCCUAGGUCCGACCAACGAACUCGUCGGGAGGAAAAUGGCCAUCAUCAUCUCCCUCAUUCUCUACACCAUUGGCGGCGCUCUCGAGGCCGGAGCCAUCAAUUUCGGCAUGAUCGUCGCCGCUCGUGUCAUCCUGGGCAUGGGCUUGGGCCUCGAAGGUGGUACCGUCCCCGUCUACGUCGCCGAGUCCGUCGAGAAAAAGUACCGUGGCAACCUGGUCAGUUUGUACCAGUUCAUGAUCGCCUUCGGUGAGGUCAUAGGCUACGUGGUGGCCGCCAUAUUCGUCAACGUCCACUCUGGUGGGUGGCGAUACAUGCUCGGCUCAUCGUUGGUUUUUAGCACAAUCAUGUUGGUCGGAAUGAUGUGGAUGCCCGAGUCUCCCAGAAUGUUGAUGCACAAGGGCAAAACCCUCGAGGCUUUUGCCGUGUGGAAGCGCAUCCGAGGUCUUGAAAGGGAAGAGGACCGCAAGGAAUUCUUCAUCAUGCACCACGCUCUCGACCACGAAGCUAGAGAGGGCGACACAAAACGCAAGAGAUUCGUCUGGCUCGACUUCUUUACCGUACCGCGCGCGAGACGAUCGAUCGUUUAUGCAAACAUUAUGAUCGCCCUGGGUCAAUUGACGGGUAUCAAUGCCAUCAUGUACUACAUGAGUACCUUGAUGUCACAAAUCGGCUUCGACAAGAAACAGUCGGUCUUCAUGUCACUCGUGGGGGGCGGGUCGUUGCUCCUCGGUACCAUCCCGGGCGUCUUGUUCAUGGAAAAGUACGGCCGUCGAUUCUGGGCCAACAUGAUGCUCCCGUGCUUCUUCGUCGGCCUGAUCCUGGUGGGUGUCUCUUACCAGACGCACACCUUGGUCGCCACCGAGGGCCUGUACCUGACGGGCAUCAUCCUGUACAAUGGCUUCUUCGGCUCGUACGCCUGCCUGACGUGGGUCUUGCCGUCCGAGGUCUUCCCGACGUACCUGAGGUCCUACGGCAUGGAGUCCACCGACGUCAACUUGUUCUUCUGCAGCUGGCUCGUCACCUACUUCUUCCUGGACAUGCAGCGGGCCAUGACCAAGACCGGGUUGACCCUCGGGUUCUACGGGGGGAUCGCCGUGCUCGGGUGGAUCUACCAGAUCUUGUUCAUGCCAGAAACCAAGAACAAGACCCUCGAAGAGAUUGACCUGAUCUUCAGCCAACCCACGGGCGAGCUGGUCCGACAGAACCUCCGCAACACCACGAGGACCAUGAGUGAUCUUGCCCAUUUCAGGUUCGGAAAGGUCUUUUCCCCCGCCGAGGAUAGUCAUGCCGGUGAAGAACAAAUCCACGACGUCAAGGUGUAACUAAUCUACGGACGAUUCACACACCAUGUACACACACCACGCUGAUGAACUAAGAGCCGUUUUGGCCGGCAAUUGAAGAAGCGGCCUUGUUUACACGAUGCUUUACUUGCGAAGUAAAGAGCAAAGUUUACAUACCUACACAUAAGUCAUGACGGGUGAAUUGUAGAUAAAGUAAAACACAUCACAACUACUCCGUACGACUUCUGUACAUAUAUGUCUUGAGA